Anopheles funestus (African malaria mosquito) is the source of this 2640-nucleotide messenger RNA. It is a transcript of the gene POSH, whose product is annotated as E3 ubiquitin-protein ligase SH3RF1. The record is from RefSeq and is a predicted model, not a curated record. The coding region runs from base 1 to 2640 and encodes 879 amino acids. Gene Ontology annotation, molecular function: protein binding. Lineage: Eukaryota; Metazoa; Arthropoda; Insecta; Diptera; Culicidae. The transcript has 8 exons.
AUGAAAACGGCGGAACUGAAUAGUCAGAACACGAAUCAGACGAUCAAUGGCAAACCCACGUGCAAUCGUAAUCAAUCACAUGGCGCCGCACCAGCGUCGAACGCAAAUGCGGUCAACUAUCAGCACCACCAGCAACAUCCAUCAUCGGGUGGUGUCCACGGUGCUAAAAUAGGCAAAUCGUCCGCCCAUGGGACGACCGACAACCAAGCACAGCCACUGCACCCAUCGCAUCCUCAGCAGGAGCAGCAGCAGCAGCAUCAUCACCAUCAGCAUCAGCCACUGUCCCGCAUUAUUGCAGCGAGUGGCGUAACCGGCACGGCAGCGAAUGCAUCGCUCGAUAUGUCAAAAAUCCCACACGCCAAAGCGUUCUACGAUUUUUCCUCCAGCGAAACAAGUGACAUCAGCUUCCGCAAGGGCGAUAUUAUCAUACUGAAAAAGAAAAUCGAUCAUAACUGGUGCGUCGGCGAGGUUAAUGGGAAGGAAGGUGCUGUACCGUUGAACCACAUAAAGGUGAUCGUACCCUUGCCGUUUCCCCAAUGCAAGGCGCUGUACGAUUUUCGAAUGGGACCAUCGGAGGAGGAAGGUUGUUUAACGUUUAAGAAGGGUGCCCUUAUACAUGUUCUACGGCGCGUUGAUCAGAACUGGGCAGAGGGAAGGAUUGCGGAAAAGAUUGGCAUCUUUCCGAUAUCAUUUGUAGAGAUGAAUGGUUUGGCGAAACAUAUGAUGGAUUCAUCGCUAAAGCAUAUACUGAGUAACUCGAAUCGAACCGUACCCCCAACACCUUUCGAUUUAAACGCCAGCGCCACUAGCAGCAGUGAUACAAGCUCGAGCGUUACCACCAGCCCCAAUUCUUCAACCAGCACGACUAGUUCUAACUCCAGCACUGCUCCCAGCAGUCCUACAGCUCACUUCCUGCAAGCGCAACCUGUUACAUCCGGUGGCAAACAGCAUCAAUCGAAGCGUUCCGAUCCGGCAAACCGCGAAAAACGACAUUCCCUUACAACAGCCGGAUUGUCUACGAGCACCGGUAGUGCUCUGCAGACGAAUCAGUCCGCCCCACAUCGACAUUCGACGGAAAUGUUGAACAGUGAUUGUAGUGGAGAUGGCAAAACGAUACGACAGCCAGUGGACAGUGCCGCAACUUCGUCGUCCGCGGUCGUAGCUCCCUAUCAGAAGUGCAACGUGACGAAAGCUAGUCAAAUGUAUCAACAACAUCCGCAGCUACCGACAACGUAUAUUGCUCUGUACCCCUACAAGCCACAGAAACCGGAUGAACUGGAACUGAAGAAAGGAUCCAUUUAUUAUGUCACGGAACGUUGUCAGGAUGGCUGGUUUAAGGGUACAAAUUGGCAGAAGAAAUCUGGUGUUUUUCCCGGCAACUAUGUCGCCAUUCACAAAGGAAGAGAUGGUGCUUCGCCUGGAUCGCGCAACACGAGUGCACAUUCCACCGGAAAAAUGAAUAAUGUCGCCAGUCCGCAAGCCGGAUCUUCAGCGUCAAACGGUGCUUGUUCUUCAAACGGUGCCAUUAACAGUCAGUCCAAUGGUGGAUCGUCUUCUCCUCAACAGCAACCAUUGCAACUACCCGAGCUACCGCCACGAAAUACGACAGCAUCACAGCAACAGCAAGGCAUGAAAUAUAUUGAUUCCAUCUUCGGUCGUCAAGGAUCGCUCGAUGGUGGUCCCGGGUCGCCGAACAACGAGCAGCAACAAUCGGCGGGACCGGAUGCAGCUAUAACACCACCAGCCACGGGAAAGGUGAAGAAAGACUCGUCGGCUGUUAGCUUAAUGAAGCGGUUAACCAAUAUGAAACGAUCGAAAUCUCCUACCGGUGGAAGUGGAAGUUGUUCUGGUGGAACGGCAAAUCCGGCGUAUACGAGCGAUAGUUCAUUGUUUGAAGAGAUGGCAGGGGCGGCAGAUGCGGCGAUACUAGCUGCCGGAGGCACUCCUGCCGGAUCAGCACAAAUGGCUAAAGCACACUUUAAACAAAUUGCCAAUCCAGUCCACGUGAGAUCGGGCUCGUGUCCGAGCCAGCUGCUUCAGAAUUUACCGAUGGAUUUGAUGAUAAACGGUGUUGGGCCAACGCACUCCGUUCAACAACAACAGCAGCAUCACCAUCAAUCGAAUCAUCCCGCUCUGACUGGAGUACGUGGCGAAAACGUUCCAAUGAUGUACGGUUCUCAGCGCAUUAAACCACACAAAGAGCGACCUUCAAUGCAUGGGUUUAAAUAUGGUGACCAUGCUGUAAUUACGGCCAUGCCCAAACAUAUUGCGCACGAAGCGCCAGCCUCGACUUCGUCGUCACAUAUGAUCGCUAAGCAGCAGCAACAGUCCCAGAUCUACCAUCGAAAGUCCCAAAGUCUCGAUGCCUCGGCAAUAAUCUCGCAGCUGGGACCUUCGCAACAUACUUCUGCUACAGCUACAGUUGUCGCCACCUUGACAGCAAAUGGGACACCUUCGAAGUCAUCCUCCAAAUCGUCGCACUCACAAAGCGUUCGAGAAAGUGAAUACGAACUGGAGUUGCGUGUGGGCGAUAUUGUAAUGGUACACAAAAAGCGUGAUAACGGAUGGUACAAAGGAACGCACGCGCGUUCGGGCAAAACAGGCCUUUUUCCAGCCUCGUUCGUUGAACCGGAUAUGUGA